AUGUCUCCCGGAUGCUUUUCCGUCUGCUCUUGGCUCGUCCUGUUGCGUGUGAUCCCCGGCGUGAAGUCGUGUCUGCAGUGCGAUCUCGCCGUCCGUAACAUGCACGACGACUUCAUGGCCACUAAGCAGAAACUGACUGUACAAGAGCAGAUAGAUCUGAAGAAAAUCCUCUCUCAUGCCUACGUCACCUACCAGGACACUAGCACACAGCUCUCCGGGGUCAUCGAUCUCACUACUCUAUACCGAGCACAAACCGAGUAUCAGAGCGAGUUCAGGAGGCACUGGCAGGAGCCAAGCACCGGUUCUCUCCAAUGGGAUAUGAUAAAGAUCCUGGAGAAAGGGAAAAGGAUCCUGAAGAAGCAUCUAGAAGUCUUUGUAACUGAAGGACUGUGUCCAAAUAAAUGCGGUUUAUUAUUUCAAAGUGUUAUGAACUGCUCUUCCUGCCAGUAUGGGCUGCACAUAUGUCAGUCUGAUACACCCCCAAAGGAAUGUGGAGCCCAUCGUCUGCUAGCAAAAGAGGGCGAGCAGGCGGUGUUGGAUUGUUUUCUCCCGUGGCACACUUUGGUUGUAGGACAUGCUGAAUAUCAUUACUCCUGGAAAAGGGGAGCCACAAAUUUUUCAGCCGAGGACGAGUUCGAGAUCCUGGUGGUGACGAAAGAUUCCAAAAUUGUCCUGAACCAGCUGAGCAUGAGCGAGCAGGGAGUAUAUCGCUGCUUCCUGCUGGAUCGACACGGCACUACACUCUCACACACACACUUCAUCCUCACCGUCACCCCCAUGCCCACUUCACCUCCAAGACAGAUCCCCACACUUCCUUCCCUCCCUCAGGUUGAAGUGAAACAUGUCCGGCUUCACAAAGACACUCUGAUUAUCGCUCUGGCUCUUCUCGCAGUCCUGAGCAUCUUGGGCAGCCUGUCCAUCAUCCUGCACAUUGGCAGGAUGAUGGUGAGACGGCAGAAGAAAGCUGAAGAGGAGGAUGGAGGAGAGAACACAAGAUGGAGGGAAAGAGACAGGAUUCUACACGAUAUAUGAAAAUGGCAACACGUGGAUAUUACUUUUGUGGCAUUUAUUGUGACAUGGUUAUAAAAUCUACACAUUUUUUUCUCAGAACAGUAAUCAGAAUGAUGUUUUUGAAUGCAUGUCUAAGUGAGUGAGGUAAAUCUGGUACAUUCAGGAUUUUUUUUUCUAGAAUUAAUAUCCCCAGCCCCCUGGUUAAUCCCGGGGAUUGUCUACUCUUUAAAUCCAGCCGCAGAUCAAACUCUAAAUCGCUUGUUUUUUCCCAGAACUUCCCCCUUUUUUGCAAAUCAGCGUACUCAACCGCCAGAUUGUGUGUGGCUGUGGCACUUCCUGUUUUAUCAUGGCCUAUUUACAGAGCCCAGUUUAGAGCUGAUUCAGUCUGAUUGUCUGAAUGUUGCUGAGUUAGGGUCACGGUUGAAGGGCAUCCUGUCUGCAGAUUAUUUCCGUCCUAAUCUGAAAUGAAGAUCUGGACAGUUUAACAGUUUUAUUUUUAUCCUUAUUUAAUUGUAAUGCGCACAUUUGGGCCCGUGGAAUGACGUAUGAAUGAAUCUGUGUGUGAUUCAUGAAACUGCUGUAUGACAUCAAAUUAAGAUGACACCAUUUUAGGGCAAAUAUUUCAGAUUCAGCAACAUGGACACAAAGCUUCCAUUUACUGCUGCCUUAUUAAUUACGUCGGGCAUGCCUUUACGCUUACACUCCUAUGCCAUCUAAUGUAGACGAAACACAUCCCUUGUACAUCCCUCGGUGAUGUAACACUGAGCCAGAAUGCAGUUGUCCAUAAUGUUCGGAGAGAAGUAUUUAUAAUUUAGAGUAGAAUAGAAAUAAUUAAUGAAUGAUAAAUAAGCUAAAACCGAUCUCUUGAAACCUAUGGAGUUGUUUAGGCACACAAAGAUCAUUCUGAAAGUCGUUUACGGAAGAUAUUUAAGGUCUAAAUCAUUGUCCAACCUCACCAACAGAAAGUGAAGUGAACCUGGAGAGAAAGUGAAGUGAACUCUAGUUUUAAACUCAUUUCAGUACUCAAGACUAUCAUUACUUCCAGGUUUAUAGAUAUCUGUGUGCCAAAAUUCCAUCCUGUACAUAUAGGUAUCAAAAUUAUAAAACAGACUAGCAAAUUGAAGAGAAUUGUAUUUCAGCAACAAUAUGAAAUUAUGCAACGUCUAAAAGACAUGCUAUGAUAUCCAAGUAAGGGAUUAGUGGUUAGCAUGUUUGCGUCAUGCCUCCAGGGUUGGAGAUUUGCUUCCUGCCUCCAUCUGUGUCCUCUGUGUGCUUCGAAGAGAUUGAGAGAGAGAGAGAGAGAGAGAGAGAGAGAGAGAUGAUCAACUGAUCAA
This is a messenger RNA of Hemibagrus wyckioides, 2345 nucleotides long. Its product is annotated as izumo sperm-egg fusion protein 1. The transcript is spliced from 9 exons. The record is from RefSeq and is a predicted model, not a curated record. Gene Ontology annotation, molecular function: protein binding involved in heterotypic cell-cell adhesion; signaling receptor binding. Gene Ontology annotation, biological process: heterotypic cell-cell adhesion; fusion of sperm to egg plasma membrane involved in single fertilization; sperm-egg recognition. NCBI's taxonomy places the organism in Eukaryota, Metazoa, Chordata, Actinopteri, Siluriformes, Bagridae. Bases 1 to 1032 code for a protein of 343 amino acids. Gene Ontology annotation, cellular component: plasma membrane; acrosomal membrane.